Molecule: messenger RNA, 3440 nt
Organism: Sorghum bicolor (sorghum)
Lineage: Eukaryota; Viridiplantae; Streptophyta; Magnoliopsida; Poales; Poaceae
Product: putative disease resistance protein RGA4
Exons: 2
Coding region: 109-3186 (1025 amino acids)
Biological process (GO): defense response to other organism
Molecular function (GO): ADP binding
Source: RefSeq, a predicted model, not a curated record
UUUGUGGAUUGACAUCAUUCAAGAGCUAUCAAGUUGCUAUUAUUACAUCUUUGUCUGGUCUGAAGAAAAACUUGCAACUGCAGUGGGUCUGCUUCUAGGAUUUAACUAAUGGCAACGAUAUUAUUUUCUUUUGCUGGAUCAUGCAUCCAAAAACUCCAAGAAGUCAUUACAGAGGAAGCAAUUCAAAUACUAGGUGUUAAACAAGAGCUCAGUGACCUUCAGCAAACAAUGAGACAGAUACAGUGUUUUCUCAAAGAUGCUGAUCGAAGAAGGAUUGAAGACUUAUCUGUUAGCAAUUGGCUUAGUGAUCUGAAAGACGCAAUGUAUAGUGCUGAUGACAUCAUUGACUUUGCCAGGUUCAAAGGGAGCAAGCUACUAGGAGAACAGCCUUCUCCGUCAUCAUCAUCAAGAAAAUUAGCUACAUGCACUGGUUUUCCACUUAUCUCUUGCUUUUCUACUAUUUGGACACGACGUGAGAUUUCUGUGCAGAUUAGAAGCCUCAAAGAAAGAAUAGACAAAAUUGCUGAACUAGGUACAAAGUUCAAGUUUGAAACAGAACCUGUGUUAAGCAUUUCAGAUAUGAGAAAAACAUCCCACCUUGUUGAACCAAAUAUUGUGGGAAAGGAGAUUAUUUAUGCUACCAAUAGAUUGCUAGAGUUGGUUCUGAACCACAGAGAAGAUAAGGUUUACAAGAUAGGUAUUGUUGGAACAGGAGGAAUUGGAAAGACAACACUAGCUCAGAAAUUAUACAAUGAUCAAAGACUAAAAGGAAGCUUUGAGAAACAUGCAUGGAUUUGUGUUUCCCAGCAGUACUCUCAAGUUCCUUUGUUGAAAGAAAUACUUCGAAAUAUUGGAGUGCAGCAAGAGCAAGGUGAAAGUUUGGGAGAGCUGAAAGCCAAACUUGCAGAAGCCAUUAAUGGAAAGAGAUUUUUGCUUGUGUUGGAUGACUUGUGGGAGUCUGAUGUAUGGACCAAUUUGCUAAGAACUCCACUCGCUGCCGCUGAUCAAGUAACAAUUUUAGUAACAACUCGGCAUGAUACAGUUGCAAAGGCAAUUGGAGUUGGACAUAUGCACCGAGUUGAAUUGCUGUCAGAGGAAGUAGGAUGGGAGUUACUAUGGAAGAGUAUGAACAUAUCUAGUGAGAAAGAAGUGCUCAACUUGCGUGAAACUGGAAUUGGGAUUGUUCAAAAGUGUGGUGGCCUUCCUCUUGCAAUUAGGGUUGUUGCUAGUGUCCUAUCAACAAAGGAGACAACAGAGAAUGAAUGGCGAAAUAUUCUAAGCAAUGAUGCUUGGUCUAUGAGUAAGCUCCCAGCUGAACUGAGAGGUGCUUUGUACUUGAGUUAUGACCAGUUACCACAAAACUUGAAGCAAUGUUUCCUCUAUUGUGCCUUGUAUCCCGAAGAUUGGAUAAUGUGUCGUGAUGAUCUUGUCAGGUUCUGGAUCGCUGAAGGCUUUGUAGAGAUGAAAGAGAACCAGCUAAUGGAAGAUACAGCAGAACAAUACUACUAUGAGUUGAUCUCAAGGAACCUUCUACUACCAGAUCCUACCUAUCUUGACCAAUAUUGUUGCAAAAUGCAUGAUCUACUGAGGCAGCUUGCAUGCCAUUUAUCAAUGGAAGAUUGUUUCCUUGGAGACCCACAACUUUUGGAGGGUAUAACUGUUUCUAGACUACGACGUUUGUCAUUGGUAACAGAUAAGGAAAUUGUUGCUUUGCCAAGUGUGGGUAGUCAACAACUCAAAGUGAGAAGUAUAAUGAGUUUUUGUGGUAACUCGCUUACAAUUGAACCUUCAAUGUUCAAAAGUUUUUUGUAUGUUCAUGUUUUGGAUCUCAGCGGGUCAAACAUAAAAACAAUUCCAAACUAUAUUGGCAAUUUGAUUCAUCUGCGUUUAUUCGAUCUUCAGAGUAGCAGUAUAACUUGCCUUCCAGAGUCUAUUGGUUCAUUAAAAAAUCUUCAGGUAUUGAACUUGGUGGAGUGUGGGGAUUUGCACAGCCUUCCUUUAGCAGUCACUCGAUUAUGCAGCUUAAGAAGUCUUGGUCUUGAGGGCACACCAAUUAACCAAGUUCCAAAAGGAAUAGGUGGAUUAAAGUAUCUAAAUGAUUUGGGAGGAUUUCCAAUUGGUGGUGGCAAUGCUAAUAGAGCUAGAAUGCAAGAUGGAUGGAACCUAGAAGAGUUGGGUGCUCUUAUGCAGUUGAGGAGACUUGAUUUGAUUAAUCUGGAAAGAGUAGGUCCUUGUACUACUGAUUCGAUGUUAGUAAACAAAAGGUAUCUCAAAAGGUUAUCUCUAUGUUGCAGUGGAAGUACAGACAAACCAUAUUCUGAAGAUGUUGUAAUCAAUAUUGAGAAGACUUUUGAUUUGCUAAUCCCUGCACACAACCUGGAGAAUCUCGGUCUUUUGGAUUUCUUUGGUCGGAGGUUUCCCACCUGGAUAGGUACUACUGCGCAUUUGCCUUCACUGACGUAUUUGAGGCUCAUAAAUUGCAAAUCCUGUGUGCAUCUUCCACCAAUCGGUCAGCUGCCCAACUUGAAAUAUCUGAAAAUCAAUGGAGCCACUGCAGUCACCAAGAUUGGACCCGAAUUUGUUGGCUCUGGGGUGGGUAAUGUUAGAUCUACCGAGGCAGCAGCUUUCCCCAAGCUUGAAACUUUGGUCAUCCAGGAUAUGCCCAACUGGGAGGAGUGGUCUUUUGUUGAUGAAGAAGGACAAAAAGCAACAGCAGCUGGUCCAGAAGGAGCAGAGGAUGAGACUGAUGCAAAUCAAAAGGGGGCCGCCCCACCUCCAAUGAUGCAGCUGCUGCCACGAUUGAAGAAGUUCAAUCUUCUCCGCUGCCCCAAGCUGAGAGCUCUCCCACAGCAGCUUGGACAGGAGGCCACCAGCUUGAUGGAGCUCCAAUUAAGAGAGGUGCACAGCCUUAAGGUGGUGGAGAACCUGUUUUUCCUGUCAGAGAUCCUUGUAAUUGCUGGAUGUUUUGGCCUAGAGAGGGUCUCGAAUCUUCCUCUUACGAGAGUGCUGCGGGUAUCUUUUUGUCCCAAUUUAAGGUGUGUUGAGGAAUUUGGUAGCCUGGAGCAGCUGUGGCUGGACAUAUCUAUGCAGGAUGUAUCCUCACAGUGGGUGCCAGGGCUUAAACUCGGCCGCCAACAAUGCCAUGGCGAAGACCUGGACGUGUACACAUGGCCUAGAACCGAGUAGAGUUGGGCAGCUCAGAUACUAGAGGAUGGUGGAGAAAGGUUCAUGAAGUAUAUCAACCAAGACGUGCUGAUGUGGAAACACAAAGGAGAUUGGAAAGCCAGCAUCAGGUGUUACCGGAAUAAUGAUUUGUUCUAUUUAUGCUUAUAAUUUCGUAUACCAUUGAAUGUAAUAAUAAAAAAAAACAAUGUGAUGCUACUUGAGUCCCUCAGCUCUCUUAUGAGGAAUACUCAGAGGAUACUUGCCUUGCUUGUGAA